Verruconis gallopava is the source of this 2173-nucleotide messenger RNA. RefSeq lists its product as uncharacterized. The coding region runs from base 1 to 1746 and encodes 581 amino acids. The transcript has 4 exons. The record is from RefSeq and is a predicted model, not a curated record. NCBI's taxonomy places the organism in Eukaryota, Fungi, Ascomycota, Dothideomycetes, Venturiales, Sympoventuriaceae.
AUGUUUCGAGCCUUAUUUCGUUGUCUUCCGGGACUGUCCACCAUCGCCUUGCUGAUACUGAUAGGCUUCGCAUUUUUUGACCUCGAUUCCCGGCUUCCCUUGAAGGCACACGUGAGCCAUGGGAGCGUCCACAAGCACUGGAAAGCUGAACAUGGCGAGCUCAAGCUUUCGCAGAAAAUAUUUGUGCUCUACUUCCUGAUCACCCAUAUUGACACCGCGGGAUUCUCGCUGCGACUUUGCCUGGCGCUCGUGCUUGUCCGUCGCAAGAUCAAGGAAACGCUCAAACGACGGCAGAUUCCACUACCUGACGCAUUCGAGCAAGAUGGUUCUCCUCUUCUCAAGCACAGACGCGGAAACUCACCCCCUCCGCCGUAUACCUCUGCGCCACCUUCGCCUUCCUUGAAUGAAUUGUCGCCACAUUCCGAGGUGAAGCAUGCCAUCAUCAUUCCAAACUAUUCCGAGUGUCUGGAGACGCUGCAAACAACGUUGAAAAAUCUCGCUUCACACCCGAGAGCCCGGACGCAAUACGAGAUAUACCUGGCGAUGGAAAAGAAAGAGGCAGGAUCGGAAGCGAAAGCGGCGACGCUGAUCUCUGCGUUCGAAGACGAAUUCGCCGAAAUCCGUGCCACGUUCCACCCUAGCGACAUACCCGGAGAGAUCGCCGGCAAGAGCUCCAACGUUUCGUUCGCAGCGAGACAAAUCUUCCGCGAUCAUCAGGAGAGUGCCGACAAGCUCGAUGUAAUCAUCACUGUUAUUGACUCGGACACCCACCUUCUACAAGAUUACUUUACAGAGCUUCGUCGCCUGCAUCAUAGACAUCCGAAUUCGUCAUGCGCCCUCUACGUCUGCCCGAUCAUCUUCGAUCGAAACGCCCACGAAACGAAUGUGCUCGUCAGAGUGGCAGAUAUUCUCUGGGGAGCCGCAGGUCUGUCGGGGUUUUUGCCAUGGUCCACUAUCCUGAUCCCAACCUCGGUUUACUCCCUCCCUCUUGCUCUCGCCGAACAGGUGGGAGGUUGGGACGGCGACCCAGUAGCGAUUGGCGAAGACAUGCACAUGUUGUUGAAAACGUACUUUAACAGUCACGGCAAACUCGCGACGAUUCCGGUGUACAGCGCAGCCAGCCAAUGCAACAUCUCCGCAGGCGAGUGCGACGAGUGGAGCCGUGGGUUGAGGACGAUCCAGGCUCGGUACCGGCAGGCUCAGAGACACAUGUGGGGCUGUCUCGACUCAGGCUACACAGCAAGGCGUAUCGUAGAGCUCAAGUCUUUCCGUCUAUCGCACAUACCGCUGCUGCACCUGCUGUGGGAGGCACACAUUCUUCCUAGUCAUUUUAUCCUCAUGCUUCUGACUCAGCUCGUCUACACGAGUCGCACCCCAACCUCAAAGAUCCAUCCGGAGCUCUUGUGGGCAUUUGCGACAUGUACGACGAUACGAAACGCCUCCUUCUUCGUGAUGCAGGUGGCUUUAACCCUGUACGACGGCUACCACCACUUGUGCGUGACGACACGUGCCCAGGACAUGCAGGUCGCCGGAAUCGAGGAGACGUUUGCGUGGCGCCAGCCGUGGAAGGCAAAGUAUCUUGCAGAACGCAUCUUGUUCCCCAUCGCGGGAGCCAUCUAUUCGGCUGCCCCUGCCAUCUACGCUCAGGUUUUCCAUUUCUGGACCGACCGGCUAGUGUAUUCCGUCAGCUUGAAGCCGAUUCGAGCGCUCAGCGGAACGUCGAGGUCAGCAGAAGGCUUGGUGUGAACACACCAACCUCCGCAGAAACCUUUGCCCUCCUUUCGAUAGACAGGGUUUGCGUUAAGACGCUCGCCGCGUAAGGUCUCGCACGAUUUGCAGAUGGUGCGUGUAAACGGGGGAUUGUGAGCUUGCAGACGCAACAUCAAACCGAUGCAGCCCACACCUAAGACGAUACGAUGGGCGAAAGUGCGACCGCCGGACUUCCGCAUACACGCAAGCAGACGUGGAGAAGCAUAAGACGGGGGCAUAAUAUUCGGUUCGGUUUCCUCUUCGUAGUUCGAUUGCAUCUUAGCCAAUCUUUUGUGGCGAUAAGAUACCCAGGACGAUUCCAUGCUCUUUGAACAGCGUGUAACACUGCUCGCCAACGCUUCCGUACAAGGACAGAACUGUAAUUAAGACAAGAGGCCAAGCAUAGUAUAGAAUAGCCAAAGCA